Messenger RNA from Trichomonas vaginalis G3, 1098 nucleotides. RefSeq names its product regulation of vesicle fusion. Gene Ontology annotation, biological process: intracellular protein transport; activation of GTPase activity. Gene Ontology annotation, molecular function: GTPase activator activity. The transcript has a single exon. The coding region runs from base 1 to 1098 and encodes 365 amino acids. Lineage: Eukaryota; Parabasalia; Trichomonadida; Trichomonadidae. The record is from RefSeq and is a predicted model, not a curated record.
AUGAACACCAAGGAAGUUGAAUUUAAGAUCAUGCCUUUGAUGCAUUCAUCAUUUGAUAGAGAAUUAAUAGCAAUUGAUGAGAUCCGUCAAAUAUCUUCGCAUUCUUUAGAUGGACUUCCACCAGAAGAUCGCGCAUAUGCUUGGUUAGCUAUGCUAGGUAUAUAUCCUAUGAAUCCAAGUUUAUGGCCAGAGACGAAGAAAAAUCUUGUUGCUGAGUAUUGGUCACUUGUUCCCGAUGAAUUAAAGGAUUGGCACACUAAACACAUGCCUAAUCAAAUGUGUGCUGAUAAUUUCAAUCUACAAAAUAAGUCACUGAUGACUAUUGUUCACGGUGAUAUUGUUCGUACAGGCAGAACUAUAUUUUUCUUCCCUCCUGAACCGAUUCCAAACGCAACUCCAAACCCUGAGGACGAAAACAUAUUCCAAUUUGGAGUUCAUGCUCGCCGCUUAGAACGUAUAUUGUAUACAUUCUCUUCUUUCCAUAGAGGAUUAGGUUAUAUGCAAGGUUUUAACGAACUCCUUCCUCCUUUCUAUUAUGUGCUACUCCAUGCCAAAGAAACUUUGUUCGAUAACAGUAUGGAGACUGUUGAAGCUCUUUCAUUCCAUUGUUUACAAGAGCUUCUUACAAAAACCGAAAUCUGCGAUUUAUACACUACCACAGAUCAUUCAUCCAUUAUCCUACACAAAUUGAACGAUUUUGUUAACCUUAUGAAGAAGCAUCUUCCAAAUGAAGCCUCUAUCAUAGAAGGCUUGAACUUACACCCACUGUUAUACUGCUAUCGUUGGUUCAACCUGAUGUUCUCACAGGAACAUGAUUUGCCUUCUCUUUUGGCAAUUUGGGAUGCUUUAUUCGCUCAUUUCGACCAAUUAGUCUUAUUUAUUUACUACGUAGGUAUCGGACACGUCAAAAGUGUAUCAAGCAGACUCGUAAGAGGCGACUACGGAACUACAAUUUCAGCUCUACAAAACUUAGAAAUUACAGAUAUUAAAUCUGUUCUCGAAUUCGCAAACCAGUGCUGGACCGCCGAUCACAAGACUGCAAAGAAAUUCGAUUUCAAGAAGGAUAUUGAAAAGUUCUUCAACUUUUCAAAGAAAUAA